This is a messenger RNA of Plutella xylostella (diamondback moth), 573 nucleotides long. It is a transcript of the gene ND-B12, whose product is annotated as NADH dehydrogenase [ubiquinone] 1 beta subcomplex subunit 3. The record is from RefSeq and is a predicted model, not a curated record. Gene Ontology annotation, cellular component: mitochondrion; respiratory chain complex I. NCBI's taxonomy places the organism in Eukaryota, Metazoa, Arthropoda, Insecta, Lepidoptera, Plutellidae. Gene Ontology annotation, biological process: mitochondrial respiratory chain complex I assembly; electron transport chain.
UGUUUUAAUCAUAAUCGAAUCGGUAUUUACGGUAAAAGACGGUUAAAAUUGAGGAAAAAAAACAACCAAUCACCUGUCAAAAUAUUUUGACAUUCCACUCUUCGAUUUUCAUUGCUUAUUUUGUUGAUUUUCCUAUUGAAACCCCAAUAAAAUAAGCCAUGGGCGGGCACGGACACGGCCACGAGCCUCCGUACAGGAUCCCCGACGCCAGCACCUUCCAGGUGAAGGGCAUCCCCCAGCUGGAGGCGCUGGAGGAGGCUCUCGCUCAGAAAGGACUCAAGGACCCAUGGAUUCGCAAUGAGGCUUGGCGGUACAACCCAGGUUUUGGCUCCCGCUGGGAGAGGUCUCGCCUCUUUUUCUUCCGUGGGUUGCCCCUCGGCCUGGCUCUGACUGUGAUCGUGGUGGGCGCGGGCAAGGUGCUCGGCGGCGGGGACAGCCACGGACACGGACAUGAGGGAGGACAUCACUAGACAAAUUAAUACUUUACUUCAACAUCUACAUAUUGAAUGAUGAGAUACUAGGUUGCUCUGUUUGUGAAUUAUUAAGUGAAUUUAUUAUAGAAUGCUAUUUAUA